CGUGUCAUUUCUAAAGCAAUUAACUCAUUACUUUGUGAGGAAUUAUAUAUAUGCAAAUGCAAUAAGCUGUAUAGUACCUUCACAGAGUGGUGGAGCAAGACAAAGCGUUUGAAAAAUCUGAUUUUAUAUAUAUAUAUAUAUUUUAGAGAAAGUUUUGAGCGUGUGAAAAGCCAUCAAUGGCGUCUGCGAGGGAAUUCAAGGAAAAGAGAGCCGAGGCCGCCGCGAAGCUUGCGGCGUCGGAUCUCGAAGAGAUUAACAGAGAGAGGGAGGAGUCUCAGCAGCAAGAAGAGAGGCCCGGUGUUAUUGGGUCUGUGCUGAAGGCAGUUCAUGAAACGUACGAGCAUGCGAAGGAAACUGUUGUUGGGAAGAGCGAGGAAACUGCGGAGACGACAAGGGAAAGCGCAGAGAAUGCCGCCGAGAAAGCAGGGGAGAAUAAAGACAGUGCGGCGGAGAAGGCGAGGGAGGCGAAGGAGACGACGAAGGAAAAGGCGGAAGAGUACAAGAAGUAUGCAGCGGAGAAGGCAAAGGAGACGAAAGACUCGGCAUUGGGAAAGGCGGGGGAGUACAAGGAGUGUGCGGGGGAGAAGGCAAAUGAGACAAAGGAUUACAGUGCUGAGAAAGCAAAAGAGGGGAAGGAUAAGCUUGGGGGGCUGAAAGAGUCGGCUGCUGAUGCUGCUCGAAGAGCCACGGGUUUCUUGUCUGGAAAGAAAGAGGAAGCCAUGCAGAAGACGGAAGAAACCAAAGAGACAACCAAGGAAAAGUUGAGCGAAGCGGAGGAGGAAGCUCGGCGGACGGUGGAAGAGUUGAAGGUGCGAGGUGGCGAGGAGUACAAGGAUGAUGCUGAUAGGGGGAGUAGUGCGGCGAAGGUUGGGGUGGAUGUGGAAGAGACCCGGCCGGGAUAUAUAGCUGCGAAGCUGAAAGAGGCUGACCAGGUGUCCGGCCAGACUUUCAACGAUCCGGGUCGCAUAGAUGAUGAGGGCGUCAUACGUUUGGACCGCCAGGGCAAGAUGUGAUAUAUCAACAUGUUGGGUGUUUUGUUUUCUGCUUUUUAUCUGUGAAUUUUGUUGCUGUUUAUAUUAACUUAAUUUCCUUGUUUUUUAA
Molecule: messenger RNA, 1101 nt
Organism: Corylus avellana
Lineage: Eukaryota; Viridiplantae; Streptophyta; Magnoliopsida; Fagales; Betulaceae
Product: late embryogenesis abundant protein, putative / LEA protein
Biological process (GO): cold acclimation
Cellular component (GO): cytosol
Source: RefSeq, a predicted model, not a curated record